AAAACUAACCAAAAAAAAACUCGAUAGUUAGCCAUGGUGGCGGAGAUUUUGAUAUUCAAGAGAGAAAAGCAGGGUCCCAACCCAACCUGAUUACUUGGCUUUUGUGUUGAAAAUUCCCUCCUUUUCUCUCCUCUGCUUCUUCUUUUUCUUCCUCUGAUUGAUUGAUUGAUCAGAGAAGAAGUGGAGUGAAGGAAGGGGGUUUUCUCUAAUCUCGAAUCAUCACAGUGCUUUCAAAAUGAUUCAUCAAUGCCUCUUCACGAAACCUUCAAUCUCUUCUUAUUCUUCUUGUUUUUCCAUCCCAAUUCGAAUCCCCAAACCUCUUAAUUGCAAUCGUCAUUGCAGCUUCGAUUACUGUUUUCAUCACAACAAUGGCUUCUUAUAUUCUUCUUCAGCAAGAAUCAGUAUUACGUGUGAAUCUGCGAAUCUGGAGGCGGCGGUAGUUUCGAAGUCGACGCGGGGUGGGCCAUACACGGGGAGGGAUCCGAACGUGAAGAAGCCGGAGUGGUUGAGGCAGAGAGCUCCCCAAGGAGAGAGGUUUGAGGAGGUGAAGGACUCCUUGUCUCAUUUGAAGCUCAAUACUGUCUGCGAAGAAGCUCAAUGCCCUAACAUCGGAGAGUGUUGGAAUGGAGGCGGUGAUGGUAUUGCGACUGCAACGAUCAUGCUUCUUGGGGAUACUUGCACACGUGGCUGUAGAUUUUGUGCCGUGAAAACCAGUAGGAACCCUGCACCACCUGAUCCAAUGGAACCGGAGAACACUGCUAAGGCUAUUGCUAGUUGGGGUGUGGAUUAUAUUGUCCUCACGAGUGUUGAUCGUGAUGAUCUACCCGAUGGUGGGAGUGGCCAUUUCGCUGAAACUGUCCAAGCUAUGAAGAAACUCAAGCCUCAUAUCAUGGUUGAGUGUCUAACUUCUGAUUUUCGGGGUGACUUAAAUGCUGUAGCUACUCUUGUACACUCCGGAUUAGAUGUUUUUGCCCACAACAUUGAGACUGUGAAACGCCUCCAGCGUAUUGUUAGAGAUCCACGGGCUGGGUAUGAACAGAGCUUAUCUGUUCUAAAACAUGCAAAGCACAGUAAGGAGGGGAUGAUAACAAAAUCUUCUAUAAUGUUGGGACUUGGCGAAACUGACAAUGAGAUCAAAGAAACAAUGGCUGAUUUAAGAGCCAUAGAUGUUGACAUUUUGACUCUUGGACAGUAUUUACAGCCAACUCCAUUACAUCUGACUGUUAAAGAGUACGUGACCCCCGAGAAAUUUACCUUCUGGAAAGAAUUUGGAGAGUCUAUUGGCUUCCGCUACGUGGCUAGUGGACCCCUGGUCCGAUCCUCGUACAGAGCAGGUGAGCUCUUUGUUAAGACGAUUGUGAAAGAAAGUUAUAGAAAAACCUAUAAUGCAUCACACUAAUUUCAGUCAUUCCCUGCAGAGGUAUACAUGCCUUGUUUUAUUUUUAUUUAUUUAUUUUUGAACCAAGUAUAAACUCGUUGUUAGGCCACUCGUGGAGAGUGAAGAGAAUGUAUCAUCAAAGGAAUAAUGGUUUACCACAUUAUUGUUACAAGUUAAGAAAUUAAUCUUUAACAUAGCAUUGUUCUGGACAAGUACAGCUUAUUUUAUGGUGUCUCUUUUUGGUUGUAAUGCUGAAUUGGGCGAAACUUUUAUACAAUGUGUAUUUUUAGUGACGGAUCAAUGACUGAGCAUGAGCAUAUGAAUAACUCAACCAUGUCAUAUGAA
Camellia sinensis is the source of this 1723-nucleotide messenger RNA. Its product is annotated as Radical SAM superfamily protein. Gene Ontology annotation, biological process: lipoate biosynthetic process. Gene Ontology annotation, cellular component: mitochondrion; chloroplast. The record is from RefSeq and is a predicted model, not a curated record. Lineage: Eukaryota; Viridiplantae; Streptophyta; Magnoliopsida; Ericales; Theaceae. Gene Ontology annotation, molecular function: 4 iron, 4 sulfur cluster binding; lipoate synthase activity.